AUGGCGACGCCUACCCGCCUCCUCCGCCCCCAAUGUCUCGCCUACACGCUCCUCCGCCCAGCCUACCAGCGAUGGCAAUCCACCUUCUCCCACCUCGAAUCCGAACUGAAAUCCCGCAAAAUCUCCCCCAUCUUCGACGACCUCACCCCGCAAACCUCCCACCGCCUGUCCAUAACCCUGUCCGACUUCCUGCCGUCCUCCCACUCCCCACCCAGCAUCCUGGCCCCAGCGAAACCAAACCCGCCUAUGUUACCCCUCCCCCACCAUCUAGUCUACUUCGAACCAACAAAGCGUUCGUCGGAAAUGCUCCCCGACGGCACCAACCCGGACCAAUCCCCCGGCGACCCUUUCGUCCGACGCAUGUGGGCUGGUGGGCGCGUGCGGUAUAACCACUCCAACCCCUUCGUGCUCGAUGGGGGUAGGGGUGUAUGUGCGGAGUUCAUCCGCUCUGUUUCCGUGAAAGGGCGGGAGGGGGAGGAGAAGGUCUUUGUUUCCAUUGAACGGCGGCAGGCCAAGGCUUCCGCGGAGGAGGUGGAGAUGGCGGAGCAAGCACGGUUGGGGGAGGAAGGAGUGAAAGAGACGCUGGAGCAUCGGGUGAGGCAGCGGUUGUGGCGGGAUGGGGAGGAGGAUUUCGGGGUCUGUUCGGUGGUGGAGACGAGGAACAUUGUGUUUAUGCGGGAGAGGAGUAAGGCUGAAGCGGAGGAGCAGACGAGACGGGCGAAGGGGAAGGAGCUGCGACCGCAACAGAAGGCGGAUUGGAAACACACCAUGGUCCCGGACGCGAAGCUACUCUUCCGCUUCUCAGCAUUAACAUUCAACGCGCACGCUAUCCACCUCGAUCCAGAGUACUGUCGCGAAGUCGAAGGCCACCGCACGCUUCUGUUCCACGGCCCGCUGAGUUACGUGUUCAUGAUCACGCUCCUACAACAGCGCUUACGAGAAGCGGGGGAAGAGGUGGUGAAGAGUGUGGAGUACCGAAAUCUCGCGCCGCUGUACGCGCAUGAGCCCGUGACGUUUUGUGGGACGAGGACGGGGGAGGGGCGGUGGGAGAUUUGGACGGAGACGCCUGAGGGCGGGGUGGCGGUUAAGGGGAGUGUGGUUACUGAGGGCGGGAAGUAG
Molecule: messenger RNA, 1119 nt
Organism: Saxophila tyrrhenica
Lineage: Eukaryota; Fungi; Ascomycota; Dothideomycetes; Mycosphaerellales; Extremaceae
Exons: 1
Coding region: 1-1119 (372 amino acids)
Cellular component (GO): mitochondrion
Molecular function (GO): (3R)-hydroxyacyl-[acyl-carrier-protein] dehydratase activity
Source: RefSeq, a predicted model, not a curated record